ACGUUCGAGGUCAUGGAGAUCUUUUAUCUCAUCCGUUUUCUUCUGACAUUUCCUCUCUCGCCACGUGGAGGGAUGAGACAGGCAGAACUUAAAAAUAUAAUAAAAAUUUAAAACUUUUUCGAUUAAAUAUAUUUGAUACUAAAAAUCAAGAAUAAAUAAAUAAAUGAACCUGCUAUAUUGAUUAGUUGGGAAACAUAAAGGAAAGGGCUGCAUCGUCCCUAAAUGGAAUCUGGUAACCAUGUGAAUGCAAUGAGAUUGGAAUAACCAAACGAACUCAACAUCAACCAUCAAGAACAACUGACAAGGAUUUCCCUUCCUUAAUUUGAUCAUUGAAGGAAAGCAUGUUCAGUAAUCAUAAUUAUAAUAACUUAAUCAGUUUCGUGACGAGAUGAAUCACGAAUGAUGAUUUCAAUUCAAGACAUUCUUGUUAAGCAAAGAAGAAAAGUUAAAGUUGGUUUGGUAAUGAGAUGAAUGAUGAUUGCAAGUUAUUCUUGUUUAUUCAACUUCAAAUCAGAAUGGAUUAUAGAAGGACGGCGUACCUUGAUGUUCAUCAUCAACGGAUCGGAGCUUCCCAUCACAGUCCAAGUACAAUCCAAGAUACAAAAUGCAGGGGAUGGUGAGAGCAGCACGAUGGUGGCGGGAGGCGGUGAAGACGGCGAUCUGGCAGAGGACGUGCCGGAGAGAAACGAAUGGAACGGAGAAGGUUAUUGUGGAAGGAGGUUGGAAAGGUUUGGAGAAUAUUAGCGUCGCGGAGAUCAUAGUUUCGAGAAAGCGAGGGGGAGACGAAAGUAUUGGCUCCUGGUUGUGGUGCCGAGAGGACGAUGCCGCCAUUGAUGCUGUGCAAAAUAUGGCUAGAAACAACAGUGGAUCGUUGGUGGUUAUGAAGCCUGAAGGCCAACACAUUGCUGGAAUCGUCACAGAACGAGACUACCUGAAGAAAAUAAUAGCAGAUGGGAGAUCUCCCAUGUACACAAAAGUUGGGGAAAUAAUGACUCGUGAGGACAAACUAGUAACUGUAACGUCUGACACAAACAUCCUUAAAGCAAUGCAGCUUAUGACGGAGAAUCGCAUAAGACAUGUUCCUGUGAUAGAUGGCAAAAUAGUUGGCGUGAUUUCUAUAGUAGAUGUUGUCAGAGCUGUGGUAGAGCAGCAAAAUGGGGAACUCAAGCGACUAAACGAGUAUAUAAAGGGAGAAUACUAUUAAAAAUCAAACUAAAGAGGACACGUGAUGAUUCAGCAUUACUGUAACAGAAAGCAUGAUGCUCUAUUCAGAGGCAGAUAACAAAACAAUGGAGAUACCAUGUAAAGCAAAUAAGAAAUGAAAUGAAAUGAACUUCUUGUCAUUAGAGCAUAUUGCAAAAAUCCUGAUAUUUGCAUA
Messenger RNA from Momordica charantia (bitter melon), 1378 nucleotides. The record is from RefSeq and is a predicted model, not a curated record. NCBI's taxonomy places the organism in Eukaryota, Viridiplantae, Streptophyta, Magnoliopsida, Cucurbitales, Cucurbitaceae.